CAUUAGACUAGACUCUAGACUAUUUACUAUUUUGUUACUCUAAGUUACCACUCUAGAAUCCAGAUCAUUUUAGCUUUUAUAAAUGUAAACAAAUUAUGGCUAAAUUUGAAUUAUAAGGUCUAAUCUAUAUUUAAAAUGAUAGAUUAUAGAUUUAUUUGAAUUACAGAGGGAAACUCGAUUAUCAACCUGUCAAACAAGUCCCUAAAAAAUAAUAGUUACGUCGGAUUUUGCUAAAUAACCUAAUUCCGAUAACAUUUAAUUUCGACUGUUGGACUUUUUAAAAUUUUGCAGAUUAAAAUAAAUGUCAUUAUGAUUUGGUGUUGAUGAGAGGUGUGAGAGCCCCACCUUACCAUGGAUAUAGUAGUGGCUGUGAUCAAGCCUGCCAAACCUGGCCAUGCUACCAUGACCUACAGGCCCCAGCUGUACGAAAUACUUUUGUUAGACAGCAAAAUGCCACCUGGGGAGAAGGGUAAACAAAGUAAAUAUCUGCCCAUGAUGACCAUCAAGUCUAUGGAUGAGGAACCCAGAGAGCUAGUGCUGACCCAAGUCCACAAUUUGACUGGGAUCAAAGGUGAGCGUGCCCUGCUAGUCCAGUGGAAUAACAGCCUCCAUAGUGCUCACAGGGAAUCAUUGGCCAGAUUUUCAUUGUACUUUGUCCCUGUUAGUCUAAAUGCUGAAGUGGUGAAGAAAGUCACUGACCCAGCCCAGACCCCACCCAGCUUCUACCCACUAGAGUACGUCAUCCACACGGUCAACCACAACUCUAUCCACUUCCCCUCACCCACACGGACAUUUUUGUUACAGUUGGAGAGUUGGUUGGAAGAAAAACAUCAGCGUCAAACGGCCAUUGAGUUUAUGUUCCAACAGAGAGCCGACUACCGCAUCCACUUCACCGUACACAACCCCGUCUUCAUUCAUAGUCGCCUCUCUGUCGACGUCGACUCAGGGUCCAACGGUAAAACUGGGAACGUCCCCCAGGAGAUUGUCAAGACGGCCAACGAAGCCUUGGCCAAAAUGUUGGCCAUAGAGAAAUGUAAUACGGUUGUGAUCAAUCCACUUUUUGGAUCUGCCCUGCCCUACAAAACAAAGCCAAAUACGUAUGUGAUAAACCAGCAUUGGCCAAAUAUGCCCAGCGUACACGUCAGCAACAACUCCACAGGCAGCAGAUGGCAGGACAGAUACCCCUUACAUAACUACGCUGCUCAGGGGGAGAAACGUACAGUUGAGCUACUGUUGAGACAAGGUUACUCCCCUUCAGUGCUGGAUAAUGUUGGUUGUGCACCUAUCCAUUAUGCUGCCAGGUAUGGCCAUGUCAAUGUUGUUGAGGCGCUGUUGUUUGCUGGAUGUUCCCCUAAUCUGGUGGACGUUGAGAAAAACACAGCUUUACACACGGCGGCCAAGAGAGGCCACGUCCAGUUGGCCAAAUGUUUGUUGCAGUGUCCUGAUAUAGACCUGAGCAUCAAGGACAAAGAUGGCAACAGGGCUGUGGACAUCUGCGCCACUGUGCUGGACAAGACGGUCAAGCAUGAGGAGGUGGAGAAGUUGAUCAAAGAGGCCGCCAAGAGACCUAGCUUCACCGUGGCAGUUUUCUUGAUGGACAAGUCCAGUAAAAACCUCAAAUUGAUCUCAGGUUUUAAGACAACAGUCCAGCAACUCAAUGAGCAGCUCAUGAAGGAGUUUAAUCUACCACAGAAUUAUUCCGACAUUUUUACAUUGUGGAUUGGCUCUAAGAGUUUGGAGCUGCAGCUGAAGCUAGAGAGUGAGGUGGUCAAGGAGCUGCAGCAGUGGUACACACGCUGCGUCAACAUGCUGACCUCCAGGAGAAACCCAUCUGAUGAGGAACCUAUCCUCACAUGGCGGAGAAAUGUUAAAGUCAGUGUAGAGAAGGAGAAACAGCUCCAGCACCCAAAAGCCCUGGACCUGUUGUUCUAUGAAGCGCGACACAACUACAGGAGUGGCUUGUACCCGUGUGGGGAUAAGGACACCAUCAGCUUCGCCACCAUCAUCUUCAGCCUGCAACACUGGGGCGCCACUAACAUCAAGUCCAUCCUCUCCAACUUAAACCACCCCCAGCUAGUGGAGCUAAUGCCAGCUGUUCCCAUCAAACCCAAAGACACGCGGCACUGGGUCAACAAAAUCUCUAUAGAGUACGGCGCCAUCAAAGACUUGUCAAAACAGCAACUCAAGUCCCAGUUCCUUAGCGCAUGUCAGCGGCUCACAGUGUACGGCUCGGCUUUCUUUACUGGGACAAUUUCCUCACAAUCUAAAAGGUCUUCCAGCUCAAACACCCACUGUUACGUCGGAGUCAACGACAUCGGCAUCCACAUCAUCAGCGUACAGACUAAGCAAAUGAUCCAGUCACUGAAAUACAAAGAAAUCUCUUGGAGACAUGUACAGGAGAAAACAAUUCUUGAGGUCAAGGCCACAAAACCAGAGAACCGUAACCAACGAGGGGUCAUUGAGAUCAAGACGCGCCAGGCAGGUCUGAUAGACCACCUCAUGCAACAGCUGUCACGCAUGGCCGGAGACUACGCCAACCGUUGAGGGAGUGGGGGUGUGUGUGAGGUCCUUGUGUCUGCUCACACAUUUUUUAAUGUGUGUGUGUGAGGAGUGUGUGUGAGUGAGCACUUAAGUGCCUGCUGACGUAGAUCCCAGAGAAAUUGUGUUAACCACAGGGUCAGUGACCAGAUUUAAGUAGAAAAUAUAUUUUGUGCUUGUUGUCUUGGGCUUAAUUUGAGAAAUGACAUCCAAGCAGGGUAGGUUGAUACUAGGUUGAUACUAGGUUGAUACUAGGUUGAUACUAGGUUGAUACUAGAGCUUAGUUUAGCUGGACCUCGUUGAUGCAUAAUUUAUUUUGUUGUUUUAAAUUAAUGUAUGCUCUAAUGUUAACAUGGAUAUAUUGACAAAUAGUAUUGCAGCUUGGAUAAAAACUAAUUAAUUUAAUUAAUAAUUAAUCACCAAGCAGCUGAUAAUGUUGUGAUAAAAAGUGACCUUAUUACAUUUUAAACCAAGGUUAAGGAUGUGAUUCAUUUUGUUGAUUAGAAAGUGUCAUGUUGGUAAUUGCCCUGCCUUGUUAGCAUGUUGCCUAUUAGGUUUAACUUGUUGCCUAUAUAGGUGUUACAUAUUGAGCAUAUAGGUUGGGCAUGUUGGCCAUAUAAAUUGGACAUGUUGCCCAUAUAGAUUUCACAUGUUGCCCAUAAAGGUUUAACAUACCAUAUAGGUGUUACAUAUUGAGCAUAUAGGUUUCACAUGUUGGCCAUAUAGGUUUAACAUAUUGCCAACAUUUGGGCAUGUUGGCCGUACAGGUUUGACAUAUUGCCAACAUUUGGCUAAACAUUACGAGAUCUGAUCUCUGAGACUUCCCAUUUUACAUUCCAGUCUGUGUCUGCUUUGUUUGUUGUUUUGUCUGUUUUAUUUUUUUGUUGGUUGUUUCAUGUGUCUGUUUUAUUUGUUGGUUGUUUCAUUUGUCUGUUUUAUUUGUUGGUUGUUUCAUGUGUCUGUUUUAUUUGUUGGUUGUUUCAUUUGUCUGUUUUAUUUGUUGGUUGUUUCAUCUGUCUGUUUUAUUUGUUGGUUGUUUCAUUAGUCUGUUUUGUUGGUUGUUGCAUUUGUCUGUUUUUUUGUUGGUUGUUUGGUCUAUUUUAUUUGUUUGUUUCUGUAUUUAUGUUUUGUUUGUGUUUAGAUGAGUAAAGUUGUAAUUGAAAAGAAACAGUCCUGUUUGUCUUGUAUUUGUUGACUAGCUGUAUCCUUCAGUUGAAACUAAUAGUGGUAGCUAGCAACCCUUCAUGUUGUGUAGCAACCCUUCAUGUUUUGUGGCAACCCUUCAUGUUGUGUGGCAACCCAUCAGGUUGUGUAGCAACCCAUCAGGUUGUGUAGCAACCCAUCAGGUUGUGUAGCAACCCAUCAGGUUGUGUAGCAAAAUUUAGCCCGCUAAUUUCAGCCUUUGUCCAAUACAAUAAUAAUCUACAAGUCAGCAGUUGUUUGAAGUUUAGGAUUCAUCUCCUAGUUGGGCUGCUGUUUCCAGCUAACAAAUCCCAUCCUAGUCUGAACUCAGGCCUUUGGAGUCAGCUAUCAUGUGUUCUCCCACCCGACCACGCUGUCCCUUGGCUUAGCAAAUCCUCACCUCCACCUGGCUCUCUAGCUCUCGAGCUGUUACAUACCUGUAUAAAAAAAAAACAAUCUCUCACCUGUCUGGUGCCUUUGUUGUCUACCAUGCUAUCAAACUUGACAGCAAACUUGACUGAAAAUUGUAACUUUUUUAGACUUGCAAAUUUAAAACCACCAACACUAUCUCUAGCCAAUAAAAAUAUUGUGUUUAUGACAAAGCUCAUUUGAACAGAGCUCAUUUGAUCUAAUGAUGUUGGUUUUCCUGUUGAAGUUAGGUCAUUGUUUUAUUUGCCAUGUUGGAUUAAGAUCAAAAUAAAAAUGUUCAUUGUUUCAACUGCUUACAAAUUGUAAUUUAUUUUGUAAAAAUAUUGCCAUAAUCUUACACAGAUGUAAAUAGUUAUACCAAUUGUGCUUUAGCAAACUUAACUUUUAUGAUUUUAGAAUGAGGUGUAAUUGAACGAUGUGAUGUUUUACAAUUUAUUUUUUAUGAAAUUUUGUUCAUUUUGAAUGUAAGACUAGCAGUGUAGAAUAUUUUUAUGGCAAGAAUUUGUGAUAACAAAU
This is a messenger RNA of Physella acuta, 4665 nucleotides long. RefSeq names its product krev interaction trapped protein 1-like. Lineage: Eukaryota; Metazoa; Mollusca; Gastropoda; Physidae. The record is from RefSeq and is a predicted model, not a curated record. Gene Ontology annotation, cellular component: plasma membrane; cytoskeleton. Gene Ontology annotation, molecular function: protein binding. Gene Ontology annotation, biological process: cell redox homeostasis; regulation of establishment of cell polarity; negative regulation of angiogenesis.